Messenger RNA from Mugil cephalus (flathead mullet), 1826 nucleotides. RefSeq names its product ZPR1 zinc finger (gene zpr1). Gene Ontology annotation, molecular function: zinc ion binding. Bases 158 to 1507 code for a protein of 449 amino acids. The transcript has a single exon. Gene Ontology annotation, cellular component: nucleus; cytoplasm. Lineage: Eukaryota; Metazoa; Chordata; Actinopteri; Mugiliformes; Mugilidae. The record is from RefSeq and is a predicted model, not a curated record.
GAAGAAGAAGGACGCGGAAGAGGCUUACACGAAGGAGGAAACGUGCUGUGCGAUCCCACGGCCUGUCAUCUAGAAAGUUCUGGCGUACUCCUGAAUUUGGACACGACAGCGCAUGUAAACACUUCACACGCUGAGGUGAGACCGCUAAACGACAAAAAUGUCUGUUAUUUCCGAGGACAAUGUUCGAGGCGGGAGCCUUUUCAAGGAUAUUAGCGCCGACGACGAAGACUGGCAGCCCACUGAGAUCGAGAGCUUGUGUAUGAACUGCUACCAGAACGGUACCACACGACUGCUUCUGACCAAAAUACCUUUCUUUAAAGAAGUCAUCGUCAGUUCUUUCAGCUGCAAUAAGUGCGCAUGGUCAAACACUGAAAUCCAGUCUGCAGGUCGCAUUCAAGAACAAGGAGUUUGUUACACGCUGCGAGUGAAAUCUAAACAAGACCUGAACCGGGAGGUUGUGAAAGCAGACAGUGCGACCACCAGAAUCCCUGAGCUGGAUUUUGAAAUCCCCCCCUACACCCAGAAAGGCUCGCUUUCUACCAUUGAGGGGCUUUUAGACCGAGCGGUGGCAGGGCUUGAGCAAGACCAGGUAGCCCGCCGAGCAGCUGACCCAGAGGUGGCUGACAAAAUAGAGGAAUUCGUCCAGAAGCUGAAGAAGCUAAAAGAGGUUGAAGACGAAUUCACGCUGGUGAUUGAAGAUCCAUCUGGGAACAGUUUUGUGGAAAACCCUGUUGCCCCGCAAAAGGAUGAGGCUCUCGCUGUGACCCGGUUCAAGCGGACGGCCCAGCAGGAUAUGCAGCUGGGAUUAAGGGCCGAUGACGACCUGGAGGAAGAACCGGCAGGUAAUGACCUGGAAACCAUGAGAAAUGAGGUUUUGGCCUUCAGCACAAACUGCCCAGAGUGCAACGCGCCAGCCGCGACCAACAUGAAGCUCGUCCAGAUCCCUCACUUCAAGGAGGUCAUCAUCAUGGCCACUAACUGCGACGUCUGCGGCCACCGGACCAACGAGGUGAAAUCAGGCGGAGCCACUGAGGCGCUCGGCACCAAGAUCACCCUGCAUAUCACAGACGCUUCAGACAUGACCCGAGACGUGCUCAAGUCGGAGACGUGCUCCAUCGAAAUUCCAGAGGUGGAGUUCGAGGUAGGGAUGGGAGCUCUGUCUGGGAAGUUCACCACUCUGGAGGGCCUGCUGACCGACAUCAAAGACCUGACCGUCUCCAAAAACCCCUUCAUCUGCGGUGACAGCGGCAUCGUAGAUCGGGUGAGGAAGCUGAGCGAGUUUGGAGAGAAGCUAGAUAAAAUCAUGGCAGCAGAAAUGGAUGCCCACAUCAUCCUGGAUGACCCUGCAGGGAACAGCUACUUGCAGAACGUGUACGCUCCUGACCCAGACCCCGAGAUGACUAUUGAGAAGUACACCCGCACAUAUGAGCAGAAUGAAGAUCUCGGCUUGAAUGAUAUGAAGACUGAGGGAUAUCACGACGAGAACGGAACUGCCAAGAGCACCUGAAAGGACUAAAUGAGUCAAUGAUUGCUUUGUCACAAGCCCAGUGUAAUUAUAUUGCUCCUGCUUAUCUGCUCAUUUCAUGUAUUUUAAGUUAAAAACUGGGUGAAUGGUUGUUUCCAUGCAUAAUUGAAUCAGUGAGAGCAAUUCUAAGUUUAAAUGUACAGUGAAGAUAUACAUAAAAGCAUGUAGUUAACUUGAUUUGUACAAUAACAAACAGUAGAUGCAGCUGUUAUUAAAGACAAAUCCUUCAACUCAUUGCAUUCUUGUAACAUCCCAGAAGAUGGUGCUGUUAUGUCUGAUUAAAAUAUUUUUUUUUCUUCCA